AAAGCGCGCCCUCUGGAAGCGCCCUCGAUCCGCUCCGCUCCCCGCCUCUCCCCGCACCCGGGGCUCCCCGGUGCCCAGGAUGGGCCGCCGAGCCCGACGAUAGAGGCGGCGGAGACCAUGGUGGCCGCGCCCGCCGGCUGCGAUGCCCACUGAGGCCAUGCCGGGCCCCCGGCGCCCUGCCUGCGCCCGCGCGCGCUGCCUGCUGCCCCUGCUGCCCCUGCUGCUGUUCCCGGGCAGCCACGCAGACACCCUGACGGUAGCCGUGGUGCUGCCUCUGGCCAACACCUCGUACCCGUGGUCCUGGGCGCGCGUGGGACCGGCGGUGCAGCUGGCGCUCGCCCGGGUGAAGGCGCGCCCGGACCUGCUGCCGGGCUGGACGGUCCGCACCGUGCUGGGGAGCAGCGAGAACGCGCGGGGCGCCUGCUCGGACACCGCUGCCCCGCUGGCCGCGGUGGACCUCGAGUGGGAACACCACCCCGCCGCGUUCCUGGGCCCGGGCUGCGUGUACGCCGCCGCCCCGGUGGGACGCUUCACGGCGCACUGGCGGGUGCCGCUGCUGACCGCGGGAGCCCCGGCGGUGGGCUUCGGGGUCAAGGAAGAGUUCGCGCUGACCACCCGCUCGGGGCCCAGCCACGCCAAGCUAGGCGACUUCGUGGCGGCGCUACACCGACGGCUGGGCUGGGAGCGCCAGGCGCUGGUGCUCUACGCCGACCGGCCCGACGAUGACGAGCCCUGCUUCUUCCUGGUGGAGGGGCUGUACAUGCGCGUGCAAGACCGCCUCAACAUCACCGUCGACCACCUGGCCUUCGCCGAGGGCGACCGCGACCACUACACCCUGCUGCUGCGGACCGUGCGGCGCAAAGGCCGAGUUAUCUACAUCUGCAGCCCCCCAGACACCUUCAGGACCCUGAUGCUGCUAGCCCUGGAUAUUGGCCUCACUGGGGAGGAUUAUGUUUUCUUCCACCUGGAUAUCUUUGGGCAAAGCCUGCAAGGGGCACACGGCCCUGCUCCUCGCAGGCCCUGGGAGAGAGGAGAUGGGCAGGAUGCCAGUGCCCGCCAGGCCUUCCAGGCUGCCAAAAUCAUCACUUAUAAAGAACCAGAUAAUCCUGAGUACUUGGAAUUUCUGAUGCAGCUAAAACUCUUGGCCCAGGAACAGUUCAACUUCACCUUGGAGGAUGGUCUGGAGAACAUCAUCCCAGCAUCCUUCCACGAUGGGCUCCUGCUCUAUAUCCAGGCAGUGACAGAGAUUCUGGCACAAGGGGGAAGCGUCACUGAUGGAGAGGACAUCACUCAGCGGAUGUGGAACCGAAGUUUCCAAGGCGUGACAGGAUACCUCAAGAUAGACAGCCGUGGAGAUCGGGAGACAGACUUCGCCCUCUGGGAUACAGAUCCUGAGACUGGUGCCUUCAGAGUUGUACUGAACUACAAUGGGACUUCCCAAGAGCUGGUGGCCGUGUCAGGGCGCCAACUCUACUGGCCCCUGGGGUACCCUCCUCCUGACAUCCCUAAAUGUGGCUUUGACAACGAGGACCCAGCCUGCAACCAAGACAACUUUUCCACCCUGGAGGUGCUGGCUUUGGUGGGGAGCCUCUCCCUACUCAGCAUCCUGAUUGUGUCCUUCUUCAUCUACAGGAAAAUGCAGCUAGAGAAGGAGCUGGCCUCCGAGUUUUGGCGGGUACGCUGGGAGGACCUGCAGCCCAGCAGCCUUGAGAGGCAUCUCCGGAGUGCGGGCAGCCGGCUGACCCUGAGUGGGAGAGGCUCCAAUUAUGGCUCCUUGUUAACCACAGAAGGCCAGUUCCAAGUCUUUGCCAAGACAGCAUACUAUAAGGGUAACCUCGUGGCUGUGAAACACGUGAACCGUAAACGCAUUGAGCUGACGCGGAAAGUCCUGUUUGAACUGAAGCAUAUGCGGGAUGUACAGAAUGAACAUCUCACCAGGUUUGUGGGUGCCUGUACAGACCCCCCCAACAUCUGCAUCCUCACAGAGUACUGUCCCCGUGGGAGCCUGCAGGACAUCCUGGAGAAUGAGAGCAUCACCUUGGACUGGAUGUUCCGGUACUCACUCACCAAUGACAUUGUCAAAGGAAUGCUAUUUCUCCACAAUGGAGCCAUUUGCUCCCAUGGGAACCUCAAGUCAUCCAACUGUGUGGUAGAUGGUCGCUUUGUGCUUAAGAUCACCGACUACGGGCUGGAGAGCUUCAGGGACCCAGAGCCAGACCAAGGACACAUCCUGUUUGCCAAAAAGCUAUGGACAGCUCCAGAGCUCCUGCGCAUGGCUUCGCCCCCUGCCCGGGGCUCCCAGGCUGGUGAUGUGUACAGCUUUGGGAUCAUCCUCCAGGAGAUUGCCCUUAGGAGUGGGGUCUUCCACGUAGAAGGUCUGGACCUCAGCCCAAAAGAGAUCAUCGAGCGUGUGACUCGGGGCGAGAAGCCCCCCUUCCGGCCUUCCCUGACACUGCAGAGCCACCUGGAAGAGAUAGGACAUCUGAUGCAGCGGUGCUGGGCUGAGGACCCACAGGAACGGCCACCCUUCCAGCAGAUCCGGCUGACGCUGCGCAAGUUUAACAGGGAGAACAGCAGCAACAUCCUGGACAACCUGCUUUCCCGCAUGGAGCAGUACGCCAACAACCUAGAGGAGCUGGUAGAGGAGCGGACACAGGCCUACCUGGAAGAGAAGCGCAAGGCCGAGGCCCUGCUCUACCAGAUUCUGCCUCACUCCGUGGCUGAGCAGCUGAAGCGUGGGGAGACAGUUCAGGCGGAGGCCUUUGACAGUGUAACCAUCUACUUCAGCGACAUUGUGGGGUUCACAGCCCUGUCGGCAGAGAGCACACCCAUGCAGGUGGUGACCCUGCUCAAUGACUUGUACACUUGCUUUGAUGCUGUCAUUGACAACUUUGAUGUGUACAAGGUGGAGACUAUUGGCGACGCCUACAUGGUGGUGUCUGGGCUCCCAGUGCGCAAUGGGCGUCUGCAUGCCCGUGAGGUGGCUCGCAUGGCGCUGGCCCUCCUGGAUGCCGUGCGCUCCUUCCGCAUCCGCCACCGGCCUCAGGAGCAGCUGCGCUUGCGGAUUGGCAUCCACACAGGCCCUGUAUGUGCUGGCGUGGUAGGGUUGAAGAUGCCCCGUUACUGCCUCUUUGGGGACACAGUGAACACAGCUUCAAGAAUGGAGUCCAAUGGAGAAGCCCUGAAGAUCCACUUGUCUUCCGAGACCAAAGCUGUCCUGGAAGAGUUUGAUGGUUUUGAAUUGGAGCUUCGAGGGGAUGUGGAAAUGAAGGGCAAAGGCAAGGUUCGAACAUACUGGCUCCUAGGAGAGCGUGGGAGUAGCACUCGAGGCUGACCUGUCUCCUCUGCUAUCCUUCUGCACCUCCCUUCCCUGGGCCAGAGGCACUGGAGGUACCAGGCCUUCUCAUGUCCACAGCAGCCCUACCAUUGUGGAAGGAUCAAGGAUUGGAGAAGCGUUCUGAACAGCUCUGGUGUGCAAACCUAAACUAUCUCCCCAUGGAGACCUAAGAUGUGGCCUCUGAGAGUGGACUGGUGUGAGGAACCUCACCGCUCACAGGAGUCACCGAAGCAAAUAGUCACACACAGUGGUGCACAUGUAUGAACACACACACACACACACACACACACACACACACACACCACCCCACUGGAUGUGGAUUCCGGAACCCUCUACUUUGCUACACUGUGACUUUUGUCAGGAGAGAAAGAAACCUGAAGUGAAUGAAGGGAGUCUGGGAGCCCAGAACUUGGCGUAGUCCACAAGAGCCAACUAUCACCUCCUAAGCUAAUAGUAGAUAUAGUGCCAGGGGAACAAGAAGGGAUUUGAGCCUGUAUGCCUUGCUCCUCCGUGAGUGGAAACAUUAAAAGCGUUCUUCCAGUGA
Molecule: messenger RNA, 3881 nt
Organism: Perognathus longimembris pacificus (Pacific pocket mouse)
Lineage: Eukaryota; Metazoa; Chordata; Mammalia; Rodentia; Heteromyidae
Gene: Npr1
Product: natriuretic peptide receptor 1
Exons: 22
Coding region: 143-3334 (1063 amino acids)
Biological process (GO): receptor guanylyl cyclase signaling pathway; protein phosphorylation; cGMP biosynthetic process
Cellular component (GO): membrane
Molecular function (GO): peptide receptor activity; ATP binding; protein kinase activity
Source: RefSeq, a predicted model, not a curated record